AUGAGCCAUUCCAACGAACCUAUUGCCAUCAUUGGCAGCGGCUGUCGUUUUCCGGGAGACUCUUCCUCGCCUUCUAAGCUUUGGGACCUCCUAAAAGAUCCACGAGAUGUAUCCAGAAAAAUCGACAGGUUCGAAGCCGAGGCUUUCUACCAUGAAAAUGGUCAUCAUCAUGGAACGAGCAAUGUUCUUCACUCGUAUCUCCUGAACGAGGAUACUCGCGCUUUUGAUGCACAGUUCUUUAGCAUUCCUGGGGGAGAAGCCAGUACCAUUGAUCCGCAGCAGCGCUUCUUGAUGGAGGUUAUCUACGAAGGACUCGAAUCUGCUGGCCAGAAGAUUGAGGAUCUCUCUGGUUCCUCGACUGGUGUCUACGUUGGUGUCAUGUGCAACGACUUCGCACAGGUCACGUAUGCGGAUAUUCAGAAUGUCCCCAAGUACGCCGCCACCGGAACGGCCCUAAGCAUUCUCUCAAACAGAGUUUCCUACUUCUUCAACUGGACCGGCCCCUCCAUGACUAUCGAUACUGCUUGCUCCUCCAGUCUUAUUGCUGUUCACCAGGCAGUUCAGCUUCUCCGCAGCGGCCAAUCCCGAGUUGCCGUCGCUGCUGGAACCAACCUUAUCUUCACGCCUACCAAUUACAUCGCUGAGAGUAACGUAAAUAUGUUGUCCCCAACGGGUCGCAGCCGCAUGUGGGACAGCAAUGCAGACGGUUACGCACGUGGCGAAGGCGUAGGCUGUGUAAUCCUGAAGCUGUUGAAGGAUGCCAUCGCUGAUGGCGAUGUCAUUGAGUCCGUCAUCCGUGAGACGGGAACUAACCAGGAUGGACGAACUACAGGAAUCACCAUGCCCAGCAGCAAAUCUCAGGCGGCCCUCAUCCGCGAGACAUACAAUAGAGCUGGUCUGGACCCGCUAAGUGAGACUGAUCGUUGCCAAUACUUCGAAGCCCACGGCACCGGAACCAAAGCUGGUGAUCCACAAGAAGCAAGUGCAAUCCAUCAAGCUUUCUACCCGGCUGGUGGUCCAAGCAAAGAGGAUGAUAUUCUCUAUGUCGGAUCUAUUAAGACUGUCAUCGGACACACAGAAGGCACAGCUGGAAUUGCUGGUCUUCUGAAAGCGUCCCUCUCCGUCCAACAUGGCAUCAUUCCAGCAAACAUGCUUUUCACAGACCUAAAUCCUGAUGUUGAACCAUACUAUGGAUUUCUCCAAAUACCGACGUCGGCAAGGCCAUGGCCUGCCCUACCCCCCGGCGUGCCUCGAAGGGCCAGUGUAAACAGCUUCGGAUUUGGUGGUGCCAAUGCUCACGCUAUUGUUGAGAACUACGUUCCUGCCGAGGAGCAAUCUAUCGCACGCAACUCUUCGGCCUCAGUACCCUUUGUUUUCUCGGCAAACUCCGAGAAAGCCUUGACUUCUCAAAUCAAGGCGAUUCGCAGCUUUGUAAACCGAGUAGACGACAGCGUCAAUGCUCGAGAUGUAGCUUGGACGUUGUCUCGCAAGUCGUGCUUCUCUCACCGAGCGUCGUUCGCGGCAGCCACCCUGCCUGCCCUAGCCGAGAAGUUAUCCAAGGCUUUAGAGUCCAAGGAAGCCGACGACAAGGACGUGGGAUUACGAUUCAACCCCAAGAAGCAAAAGAUUCUUGGUAUUUUUACCGGUCAGGGAGCUCAGUGGCCUACUAUGGGAUAUGCACUGAUCCAGAGUUCGCCGGCUGCGUUAGCAACCAUCCAGGCCUUGGAAGAAUCCCUACAAAGUCUUCCAAAGAAAGACAGACCAUCAUGGUCAAUUCAGGAGGAGCUUUCUAAGGCACCAGAGGUUUCCAGUGUCAUGCAAGCUGAAUUUUCUCAGCCUCUCUGCACCGCUGUCCAAAUCGUAUUGGUCGACUUGCUUCGGGCUAGCGGCAUCGAAUUCAGCGCUGUCGUGGGACAUUCCAGUGGUGAGAUCGGCGCGGCAUAUGCAAGCGGCUUCCUAACAGCGUCCGAUGCUAUCAGGGUUGCGUAUUAUCGCGGUGUCCUAGGGUCUCUAGCUAAUGCCGAUGGUGCUAUGCUUGCCGCCGGUACUUCCAUGGAAGAUGCUACAGAGCUCUGCCGUCUCCCAGUCUUCCGUGACCGCAUAACUGUGGCUGCGAGCAACUCUCCUGCCAGUGUGACGCUUUCCGGUGACAGGAAGGCCAUCGAGAGAGCCCAGUUAAUUCUGGAGGACGAGAGCAAGUUCGCCAGAAUGCUGAAAGUAGACAAAGCCUACCACUCUCAUCACAUGGCGCCUUGUGCUGAGCCCUACAUGCAAGCAAUGUCCCAGGCCAAGGUGCAAAUCCAGGAACCAUCUUUCACCUGUCGGUGGUUCUCAUCAGUUCUUGGAGGCCCAGAGGUCACUACUGAGAUGGCUGACCAGCUAUCUGGUGCUUACUGGCGAGAUAAUCUCAUUAAUCCUGUUCUCUUCUCCCAGGCUCUUGAAGCUGCCCUGGAGGCUAUUGGUGAGCCAGCGGUGGUGGUGGAAGUUGGUCCUCAUCCCGCCUUAAAGGGCCCAGCUAGCCUGGUCAUCGGAGACAAGUUCAAAUCGGAUGUGUCGUACACUGGUGUUCUUGCAAGAAACAUCAACGAUGUUGAAGCCUUGUCCGAGGGCAUUGGUGCCAUCUGGAAGAACAUUGAUUCGUCUAUACUGAGCUUUGCCAACCUAGAUGCCCUCUUCUCUGAUGUCCAGGACAAGCCCAUGUUUCUCAAACAAGUGCCCAACUACGCCUGGGACCAUGAUCGUACUUAUUGGAAUGAGUCUCGAGCGACCAAGUCGAUGUACCAGCGUACUGAGCGUCACCACGAACUGCUUGGUGUUAGGCUUGACGGCGGUGAACAUGACUUCCGCUGGAGGAACUUCAUCAAGCCUUCCGAAAUGCCUUGGCUACGCGGACAUCAAGUCCAGGGCCAGAUGGUGUUCCCGGGAGCUGGGUUUGCCAGUAUGGCCUUCGAAGCUUGUAAAGCCCUGGCGCCACUUGAGCAGAUAUCUAUGAUUGAGCUCAUUGAUCUUCGCGUUAGUCGCGCCAUGGCCCUUACUGACGAGAGCCCUGGCGUUGAGUCUCUGGUGACUCUGUCCAAUGUUCAAAGAGAUGGGAAGAACGGCGUCAUUUUCUGUGACUAUGAGUGCUCCAUUUGCCCAACCCCUGACAGUGUACCUGUCCGUGCUUCAACUGGUAGCAUCCGUCUCGAACUCGGAACCGUUUCUUUGGAAUCUCUUCCCUCGCGGAAUGCUUUGGGCUUGGACAUGAACAAUGUCGACAUGGAUCACUUCUAUAACUCGCUGGCAGCCCUGGGCUACAAUUACAGCGACAUGUUCACGGGCAUCAGUUCUCUGAAGCGAACCACCGACACGGCUUCCGGGAUUAUCCAUAUUGACGGGGCGGAGGGUUAUGAUCCUGCCUUCAUUUUCCACCCCGCGCCUCUAGAUGUCGCUUUUCAAUCUAUCUUCGGAGCACUAGGUGCACCCGGCGAUGGUCGUCUCUGGACUGUUCUGGUACCAACCUUGAUAUCUAGAAUCAGAGUCAACCCACAUGCUUGCCGAAACGCAGGAUUAGGCAUGGACAUGCCUUUCGAUUCCGUUAUUUCGGUUACUCCAUCCAAUGGAGUUUCUGGUGACGUCGAUAUCUGCGAUCAGGAUGGUAAUACUCUGGUGCAGGUUGAACGUCUACACGUUUCGCCCCUUACCGCUACCACCGAGCAAGAUGAUAGGCACAUGUUCUCUUCUACGGAAUGGACUCCCUUUUACCCGGAUGCCACCAAGGACUUCUCUAAGUGGGUUCUAAGUGAGGAGGAACACGGCCACAUGGUAUUUAUUGAGCGGGCAUGCUUUCUUUACAUGAAGCGAGUCCAUGAUGUCCUUACUCAGGAAGAACGUGAGAACUGCGACUGGCAUCGCAAGAAGUACCUUGCCUGGGUGGCUGAAAUUGUGGGAGAAGUUGCCGAGGGCAGGCAUCCAACUGUCAGCAAGGAGUGCAUGAAUGACACCUGGGAAGAGAUGAAAGACGAGCUUGAGGACUUUUGCUCAUUAUAUCCCGACUUCCGCCUGCUAAUUGUUGUCGGUGAUAAUCUCGUUGGCUGGAUGCGUGGCGAGGUAGACUUCCUUGAGAUGUACCGUGAAACAGGCAUGCUUGAGCACAUCUACAAGAACACCUACGGUUUCCCCGAGUAUAAUGCUUACCUAGGUAAGCUGGUUCGCCAACUGUCCCAAAGGUUCCGUCAAAUGGACAUCCUUGAGAUCGGAGCUGGUACUGGAUCGGCGACCGAGGCAAUUAUGAGCCGCAUUGGCGAUAGCUAUGCUUCGUACUCCUAUACUGACAUCUCGGCGGGCUUCUUCCUCGAAGCUAAGGAUAUUUUUAACAAGCAGGGAGACAAGUUUGCCUACACCACUUUUGACGUGGAGAAGGAUCCCAUUGCCCAAGGUUACGCCGAGCACAGCUAUGACCUGGUUGUGGCAUCCAACGUCCUACACGCGACCAAGUCUUUAGAGACCACGUUGACCAAUGCCAGGAAGCUUCUCAAGCCCGGCGGGUACCUUGUCAUUCUUGAGAUCACUGACACGGAUCCUCUACGACCUACUUUCUUCUUUGGCACGCUUUCCGGUUGGUGGGUUGGCGAGACGGAUGGACGUCCUCAUCAUCCUCUCCUCACACAGGCGAAAUGGGACGCUGUCCUCCGAAAGUCUGGCUUCUCUGGACUUGACACGGCAACUCCUCCUUCGGGCGAGUUCAUGGUGCCUCAAAGCAUCAUGCUCAGCCAAGCUGUGGACACACAAAUGAAUCUCAUUCGUCAGCCGUUCUCCCCCAAGAGCAACGUGCAGCUGGAUGACUUACUUGUCCUUGGUGGCCAGUCCAUGUCUAGCUUCCAACUUCAGGAGGAUAUCAUAGCCUUGCUGCAGCCUAUUGCAAAGAAUAUCACUUUUGUAGAAAACCUCGAUCUUUUGGAAGAAUCCCACUUCACUUCGAAGCAGAUCACUCUCAGUCUUCUGGAACUUGACGAGCCUGUCUUCAACCCCUUCACGCCUGCCAAAUGGGCCGGUUUACAGCUGUUUAGCGAAAAGGCCCAGAAUGUCCUUUGGAUCACUCAGGGAGGUAGUGGCGAACAUCCAUACGCAAACAUGAUGAUCGGCGUUGCACGUUGCUUGACAUGCGAGAAGCCCGAUCUACGAUUCCAAACCAUUGAUUUCGACGCUAUAGACAGUCUUAAUCCCCAAAUGAUUGCCGAGGCAGUGUUGCGCCUACAUAUUUCCGAUACUUGGGGCUCAUUUGUCGAGGCAUAUGAUACAGCCUGGCUUCUGGAACGUGAAAUCCGUGUCAUUGGUGGAGAGAUGACAGUCCCCCGUUAUAUUCCAAACAAGGUUUUGGAUGGUCGAUAUAAUUCAUCGCGCCGAACAGUCCAGAAGGAUACUAACCUGAACGGCUCUGUUAUUGCUAUCUCCGCCGGAGAGGCGUCCUAUGAGCUCCAGCAGGUUGUGACACCAGAAUGGGAAGCUUUUACUAACUCGGGUCUUGCAGAAAUAAAGGUAGAGCGAUCCUCACUAGCGACAGUCAGCUUGGGAUCCUUUGGAUCGCUUUUCUUGACAAUCGGAAAGCUGAGCGGUUCGGGAGAGAAGGUUCUUGCGUUCUCAGACUUAAAUGCAUCAGUCGUCAGUGUUCCCAAAGCCUGGGCUAUUGCCUAUAACGGAACCGGCGAAGAAGACUUGGGUGUUCUAAAGGCGGCCUUUGACGUCUCCUUGGCUCAAACUCUCAUUACUGCGAUAACGCCGUCAAGCGCACUUCUUGUCUAUGAGCCUACGGCUGAGCUUGCAGAAGCACUCAAAGAGAUCGCCGCGGAUCAAGGCAAAAACGUCACUUGCACCACCUCGAGGACAGAAAUUGCAAACAAGGAUAUCCUAUACAUCCAUCCGUCAACCCAUGCAAGAGCCCUUGCUUCAAUAUUCCCCAAAAGGUUGACUGCAUUUGUGGACCUCUCUGGCCGAGGACAUACAGGAAGCCUUGCUCCCCGUAUUGAGAAACAACUACCUAUCCAGUGUCGGCGAUUGGACGUUGCCGAUUUGAUCGGCAGACAAGCUUUCACACGGCCUUCUGGUAACGAAGAUACUGUGGUCAAUGUCCUAAAGCGUACUUUAUCAUACGCUAUUGCCCAUCCUAGCAGCUCUGCUGAAGAGUUUCCAGUAGGUGAUAUGACCGGGCAGACACUCGCGAACUUCGAUGCCCGCGUGAAGGUGCUGAACUGGACUACCAGCGAGACACUUCCCGUCAAUCUGUCUCCCCCUGAGGACGUCAUCCAGUUCCGUUCCGACAAGACCUACUGGCUGGUUGGCCUUGCUGGACAGCUGGGUCUUUCCAUUUGUCAAUGGAUGGUCAAGCGUGGAGCUCGUCAUGUUGCUUUGUCUUCUAGAACCCCCAAGAUCAGCGAGAAGUGGCUCAAGUUUGUUCAGGCUGACGGCGCAGAGGUGCGCGCAGUGCCUUGCGAUGUCACUGAUCGUCGAUCGGUCAUGCGGGCUCACAAGGCCAUUUGUGACACAAUGCCACCCAUCGCAGGUGUUGCCAAUGGUGCUAUGAUUUUAAACGAUGGAAUCAUUGCACAGCAGCCUCAUGAUAUGUUCAACCAGACUCUCAAGCCCAAGGUUGACGGCACGCGCUUCUUGAACGACAUCUUCAGCAAGCCUACGCUUGACUUCUUCGUGGUCUUUUCUUCCCUUGCCUACGUGACCGGAAACAUUGGUCAGUCCAGCUAUGCUGCUGCCAAUGCAUUCAUGGCCAGCGUCGUCGAGGGUCGCCGUAAACGCGGCCUUGCUGGAAGUGUCAUGAACCUUGCCGGGAUCUUUGGUAUUGGGUACAUCACCCGCACAGAUCGUGGCAUCAUUGAGCGUCUCGGAAAGAUGGGGUACUCCAACGUGUCUGAGUGGGAUUUCCUACAGUUCUUUGCGGAGUCCGUCAACGCCGGCCACCCUAAUGUAGGAUCUGGUCAUGAUCACGAAAUCUCAUCGAGUCUCAGACCGUAUGACCCUAGCCGAGAUGAAAAUCCUCCGGCCUGGCUUAAUAUCCCCCGCUUCUGCUACUAUAAGCGUUCUACGGCUCUCUCUUCCGCCCAGGAGGAUGGCAAGAAUGAAUCUGUGCGCUCUCAGCUCAAGGAGCAGAAGACCAAAGAUGACGUUUACAAGGUGCUACUUGCUGGUCUCACAGCCGUCUUGUACAAGAAUCUCGGUCUGCGACCAGAAGACAACAAUAUUGCCCCUCAUACUCGACUUAUUGAGCUCGGGAUCGAUUCUCUUGUUGCUGUGGACAUGAGAUUCUGGUUUACCAAGGAACUGGAUCUUGACAUGCCCGUGCUAAAGCUGCUGGGAGGCGCAUCAGUAGAGGAGAUGGUCCAGGACACGAUGGAGCGACUGUCACCAGAACUUACCCCUAACUGGGUUAAAGAGCCGGCAGAAGCGGAGGCCUCUACGGGUGAAGAAGAGGUGCCGACUAUUGUCAUCCCAGACGACGACAGUACGUCCAACGGCUCCCCGUUGAGUGUCAGCGAGAAUGAGACCCCCGAUAGUGAGGCCACCACGCCGCCAGCUAGUCGCAGUCUCUCGGAAGCCGGUUAUCCCAAAGAGGGACUAUCGACACCGCCACUGGAUCUAGAGCUAGAGCUUGCGUUCGAACGGAAGGUGAAGAUGUCGUACCCUUCUUUGCAGUUCUGGUUUCUGAUCCAACAUCUAGGACAAGACGCCCCCCACGCUUUCAACGUCAGCUUCCGAGUCGCUCUGAAGGGCAGAAUGGACAUCAGCCGCAUGGAGGAGGCAGUCAAGUCGCUUGGAGAGAGACACGACGCACUUCGCACUGCUUUCUUUGACGACUCCGAGAAUGAUUACGAGCCUACCCAAGGCGUCUUGUCACUCGACAACUCCCCAUUACGCCUAGAGGUUCAGAAGAUUGCUAGUUUACAGGAGGCCAUUGACUUCAAUGAGAAACUUGACCACUAUGUGUUCGAUAUCCAGCGUGGUCGUACCAUCCGCAUGGCAAUGCUUUCGGAAAGUGAUACUGCCCAUUACCUUAUCCUUGGAUUCCAUCACAUUGCCAUGGAUGGUUUCAGCUUCGACGUCUUUUUGCGCGAGCUUGGUGCGCUAUAUGAAGGCAAGGCGCUGCCUCCCGUGACAAUCCAGUGGAACGAUUUGAUGGAAGAACAGCGACUUGGCGUCGGGAAUGGAUUAUUCAAAGCGGAAACAGACUACUGGCGGUCUACUCUCGCCACGAUUCCUGACCCUAUCCCGAUGCUCCCAAUGGCCAGAUCUCAAACCCGAGUGUCUGUCACAAAAUUUGCCUUCGAGGAGUGCCCUAUAACAGUCUUAGAUGAGAAGACUGUCAGGGGUAUUCGCGAGCGCUGCCGUGAGAUGAAGGUGACGCGCUAUCACUUUUUCCUGUCUAUUCUGCGCAUCAUGCUAUUUGAACUUACAGACGUUGAGGAACUAUGCAUUGGAACUGUCGACGCCAAUCGAGGUGACAGUCGCGCGUCGAGUACCAUUGGCCUUAUGGUUAACGUCUUGCCCAUGAAGUUCCAGCGCAGCACCAAUAAGAGCUUCACUCAAUUAACACAGGAGGGCCGUGACCAGGCCUAUGCCGCUCUUGCGAACUCCAGGCUCCCUUUCAAGGCCAUGCUGGAUCAGCUUGCAGUUCCUCGCUCGACUCAAUGCUCGCCAAUCUUCCAGGUAGUCUUGGACUAUCUGCCGCACAAAAUCGAGACCCCCGAAGGCCUGGGAGCCCCUGGAGAUGAAGUUAAGGCUACUCUGAACUACAGUUUGGCCGACAUGGUUAUUGAUGUCAACGAUAUUUCGUCGACCGAGAUCCGCCUUCGCUGGCGCGGACAGACUUCUUUGUACUCCGAGCGAGCAGUUAAAUUGAUGCUGGAUAUGUUUACUGAGCUAGUCAAGAAAUAUGCUGUUGCCGAUCCGAAGCUGCUAGUCGAUGGCAGUAAGCUCACGUUAUAUAAUUCAGCCCAGGUUCAAGCUGCCACAGGGAUUGCUCUAGGCUCCUCUAUGGUAUCUCAGUGGGGACCAACUGUCUCUCACGUCAUUGAUGAGAACAGCGUCACCCAUCCCGAUACUCCUGCUCUGAAGGAUGGUCUCGGAAACUCUCUCACAUAUUCUCAAGCAUCCAAGCGUGUCAAUCAGAUUGCUAACGCGCUUCUGGAGUCUGGCAUCGAGCACCGUCGCGUGGCCGGGUACCAAGAGCCCACCGCGGAUUGGGUCUGCUCACUUCUUGCAGUGUGGAAGAUUGGUGCUGCUUACGUGCCACUGGACUCGAGACAGCCUACCGCAAGAAUCGCCGUCAUGCUAGCCGGUUGCAAUCCAUCGGCCGUCGUUUGCCACCAGGAAACAGUUGACAAUUUGACUGGUAUUAACGGCGACGCCAUUGUUAUCAAUAUUUCUGAUCUUCCUUCUAUGUCAACCACUGUGGAAUCUCUAGCCACCAAGGCAAAGCCAGAGCAACCAGCGCUUCUCAUCUUUACAUCUGGAUCCACCGGAACUCCAAAGGCCGUCGAAGUCCGUCACUCCAGCUUGAAGAACAUUAUCGAGGGUGUCACAGCCACGUAUGGGUUUGACCAAGCGAGACAGACAGUCCUCCAGCACAGCGCGCAUAGCUUUGACAUUUGCUUCGGACAGAUCCUUCUAGGUCUCUGCAACCGUGGAAGCGUCUUUGUUGCGCCCAAGGAUAAGCGUGCGGAUCCUUUGGAGCUGUGUAAAAUCGUUCGAGAUGAGAAGAUCACCAUCGUCAUGUCCACUCCUGGUGAGUACAGCCAGUGGCUUCGUUUUGGCAGGUCCGAGCUCCAGGCCGCGGAUUCUUGGAAAUUCGGAUUCUCUGGUGGUGAAGCAAUGCACGGCUCUCUCAAGGCUGCCUUCAAUGACCUUGGUAUGGAUGUGACUUUGAUCAACGCCUACGGCCCAGCUGAGACGAUCAUUCUAAGUACAACAAAGGUUGUAGACUACAAGAAUGAAACUAGCGACUACUCAGAAGCUGUUUCCAUCGGCAAGCCCAUUCCCAACUCUGGAGUUUUCAUCGUUGACAGGAACAUGAAACCGGUUCCCAGCGGGGUCACCGGCGAGAUUGUCAUUACAGGUGCAGGCGUAGCUAAUGGCUACUACGGCCAGAGCGAGCUCACCAAAGCCACUUUCAUUCGUGAUACUCUCACCCCAAGUGGAUACUCUGCUAACUACGGCGGUGGUGUUAUGGCGAAGAUGUAUCGCACCGGCGACAGCGGUCGCUAUGAUGAAAAUGGCGAGCUGCACUUUGAAGGACGAAUCGCCGGUGACUCCCAGGUCAAGCUAAACGGGAUCCGUAUUGAGAUAAAGGAAAUCGAGUCUGUCAUUGUCAAGACCUCCGCCGGUGUGCUCCACGACACUAUCGUCUCGGUGCGUCGAAACCCGGACUUUCUUGUCGCCCAUGUCGAGUUCGCCCAACCACUGGAGCAAGCCGAGCAGAAGAGCUUUCUGUCGUCUCUUCUUGCGCGCCUCCCACUUCCCAAGUACAUGAGUCCCGCUUUGCUUGUGCCGAUUGAUGCAAUUCCUCUCACACCGCAUGGCAAAGCCGAUAGAAAGGCUGUGCAAGCACUCCCAUUGCCAACCCGCGACGAUGACGGCAAUGAGCAGAGUCUCACUGAGACGGAGCGCGCUUUGAAGAACCUCUGGAUAGAGGCUCUUCCCGAGGAGUGCACUCUUGCCGUUGCUAUCAAGCCUGAAACCGAAUUUUUUAACCUUGGUGGCGGCUCCUAUCUUCUAGUCCUAAUUCAGGGACUAAUCCGCAAACGCUUCCAUGUCCUGAUACCUGUUAUGAAACUCUUUGACGCCAGCAGUCUACGGGACAUGGCUUCAAAAAUUGAUGCUGCGGCUGCUAUCGCAGCCGUUGAUUGGGAAGCAGAGAUAGCUCUGGAAGAGGGUCUCAAAGCCGGAACUAAUACACCGAACAGAAAGCCUUCAUCAGGCGAGGGUCUUAUCGUGGUACUCACGGGUGCCACCGGAUACCUGGGCAAACGAUUGCUGCGGGAGCUGAUCGAGAAUAAGGCAGUAUCUAGGGUCCACUGUGUUGCUUUUCGCGGCACUGACAAGGACUCAGUCUUGGAGCCAGUCCCAGAAGACUUCAGGUCUCGCGUGGAAGUUCACUCGGGCGACCUAGCCUCACCUUUACUCGGCCUGGAGGCCGAAACGUUCAACGCUUUGGCCCUGGAAGCCGACGUUAUUAUUCAUAGCGGUGCUAACCGAUCGUUCUGGGACUACUAUCAGUCGCUUCGUGGACCGAACGUCGUCUCGACGAAGACGCUGGUCAAAAUGGCCGCUAUUGGUUCUACCCCCGUCCACUUUAUCUCCAGUGGCGGAUUGAUCCAGCCCGGUUUAGACGCAGAAAGUUCCCCGGCAUCGAUUACAGAUAUCGGAGCACCUCCCAUCGACGGAUCCAAUGGUUAUAUUGCUUCCAAAUGGGCGUCUGAGGCGUACCUAGAGCGCGCUGGCCGCGAACUUGGUUUGCCGGUUUAUAUUCACCGAGUUACCCGUGCACCUGCUCAGGAUGAUACCAGUCCGACUGCUCUGCCGGAGGGCCUUAUUUCUGACUUCCUCGACCUCACCUUCAAGCUUAAAGCUGUCCCGCAGCCUCAGGGCUGGCGCGGCUCUUUCGACCUGCUGCGAACAUCGGAGUUGUCGCAUCAGCUAGUGGACAGCUUUAUCCAGUCGUCGGCCGACCCGACCAACGAUAGUGAGAGGGUUCAAUAUGUUCACUAUCCUUCGACCGUCCGCUUACAAAUGGAGAAUGUGGUGGAAGGGUUACAAGCUGCCAAGCAGGUGGCCAAUGGUGAUGAUGUGGAAGGUUUCGAGACCCUCCCCCCACAUGUUUGGGUCGGCAAGGCAAAGAAGGUCGGCCUAGAUUGGCAUUUCGCUGGCCAGGACUUUUCGGCAUUUGGGGCCGAGGGUGUUUCAUUGAGAAGAUAGAUUGAUGAUUUAGUUUGUGUUGAUAUAGAUUGUGGUGGCGUUAUAGUGUUAUUAUUUCGUCGUCUGUUUAUUUUUUUGUCUUGAGCUGAAUAAACAGUUUAAUCUUAGUUUAAAUACCCGAUAUAUUUUCUUCCUUUCGAGCACUUACUUUUCAUAACUAUUUUUUUUUAACUUAUAGUAC
Molecule: messenger RNA, 12139 nt
Organism: Pseudogymnoascus verrucosus
Lineage: Eukaryota; Fungi; Ascomycota; Leotiomycetes; Thelebolales; Thelebolaceae
Product: putative Hybrid PKS-NRPS biosynthetic cluster
Exons: 6
Coding region: 1-11958 (3985 amino acids)
Biological process (GO): secondary metabolite biosynthetic process; fatty acid biosynthetic process
Molecular function (GO): fatty acid synthase activity; 3-oxoacyl-[acyl-carrier-protein] synthase activity; phosphopantetheine binding
Source: RefSeq, a predicted model, not a curated record